AGAACCACCAACAGGAGCGGACUCACGUGAAAGGCGCUUUCAUCUGUAGCUUUUUUGUCUUUCGAGAUACUUCAAGUUAAAUCUAUCGAGAAAGCGAAGAGAAAGUAGAGUUUUUUUGCUCGUGGGGCUUUUACAAUCACCUAUUUGUAGUUCUUCGCUUUUGCUGAUAAAGGAAAGCCAAGCUGGACAGCACCAGAAAGCAUGUUGCUCCCAAGAGCUGCCUUGAUGAAAAAAAUGUUGUCCGUAGCUUUCCUGAUCGGUGGCACGCCAGGUACUCUUUUUAGCAACGUAAGUGCCGUACGCGUGCUACGCAGCAACACCGCACACGACGAGUCCAGUUCCCUUGUCCAGUGCGGGACCAAAUGCUGCUUGUGCGGUGUCGCAGUCGGUUGCAUGGCAUGCUGCACACUGCCUAGCUCUGCCACCGUUGCCACUUCGGAGCCCGCUCUUGCACUAGGGAGUAUUUCAAAGCUGGUCGGAGCAGGGGCGACCGCGUGUGCGAAUGUAGUGACCGCCGCGGGUAACACAGCCGCUUGGGCGAUUGAGCACCCCGGAGCUGUGUGCUGCUGCAUUGCUGCGCCCAUAGCCGCAGUGACGUGCUGCAUGAAGCCGGGGGAUAAGAUGGCCGUGGAUGUCGAUGCGGGUGGGCUGGGUCGUCUGCAGGCGUGUACUUCGAUCUGCGGCUACUCAGGACAACGCACCACACUCUUCCGCCGUCAGAAGCAAAACUCAGGAAGCCCAAUGCUGCUCGACGGAAGUGAUAAGUGA
Amoebophrya sp. A120 is the source of this 768-nucleotide messenger RNA. The record is from the annotation of a GenBank genome assembly. NCBI's taxonomy places the organism in Eukaryota, Dinophyceae, Syndiniales, Amoebophryaceae.